GUGGGAGGGGCUCCGAUGUCAAACUGCGCCACAGCCUGGUGCGACCGUGGACAAAUUCUUCGAAGUAUGUGGAUGGAUUUAUUACUCUGGUCUGGAGACUGAAUAGGCCGUGGGACUUGUUUAAAGAUCACCGACUGACCCCGCCCUGUAAAGUCUAUAACUUCCUAAAGUUUUUACCCCGCGUCCUCUGCUGAACUGCGAGCACGAAUGAAUACCACGGAUAUUAAUAACUGGAUAGCCAACAAUCUUGUCUAAAUUGCUCAUGGAAGGCUGAGCGUCCAUUUUCCUCAUAUGGCCGGAGCUUGCUGCAAGUGUCCGGUCUCUCUCACGGUGUUCAAGCGCUCUCUCUGCGUCACCCCGCGGAGCCCUGGACCCGCUUCACGGUCCCUCCUCUCCGGGGGACGGCUGGGCGAGAGGGGCGUGCAGGAGGGAUGUUGGGCCGCCCGCCCCAGCGCUUUGCGGACAGUAGGCUCUUACCGACACCCCGUGUUUCUCUGUUUCUCUUGCCAGGAAUCCAUGAGUGAGAGCCUGCGGACAUGCUACCUCUAUCUGAACCAGACCAGUCGCAGUUUCGCCGCUGUUAUCCAGGCGCUAGACGGAGAGUUACGGUAAGUUUGCGUAACCUUGCCAACUUUGCUCUCCGACCAUGCCAUGCAGGUAAGGGGUGUGUCUCCAGCAUGUUGAAGUAAACAAGGAACCAUGACAGCUGAAUGUCAGCACUUUGGCAAAUACACGACAAAAAUGUGAUAGGCUAUUGGAACUUGGAGGAUUUUAGGGUAUUAUUAUUGACCCAGGAACAAUGGUCAGUUUUGACCUUGAGUUCACUUAUUUACCCCUUUAAAUCUUGAAAACAAACUGAUUUUAAAAUGACAGAAAAUAGUCUAAACUUGCCUAAAAGUGGUAAACGUAUAGACAAGUGUACAAGCUGUAGGCAAGUUGUAGGGCACUACUGUAACUGAACUGAUUUGCUGUUGGUGGAAUUCAACAUAACUGCUUAUAAUUAUAUUAGAGCCAGCCAUAUUCCCAUGCAGCAGCACUGUGUCUAUUUUAAUCCCACCGUUCAGUUUACAGAAGUGACACAGCUGGUUUUAAGUACAAAUUGUGUGUGUGUAUCUAUGUUUGUGUGUGUUCUGAAAGGUUGCUUACAGGUUUUUACAGCUGUCAUUCAAAUGGCAUGAGGUUUCCCUACACAGAGGACCUACAGUAGCUAGUUCACACUUUGUUGAGACAUGAGUCCCUGCAGUAAAAUGAAUUAAGCUUCAUACCAUACAUGUACAUCACAUGUCAAGUGUUACAUUAAAGUUCAAUAUUAGUGUCAGCGCUUUCCCGCAUGCCGGUGUUGGUGUCAGCCUUUUUCUGCUCACUCUGUAAUAGUUAGGUUUUCAGUGAGCAGGUCCUAACCUUUUCAACGCAAAUGAAACACUCACAUUGAUAUUUGUAUUGAAAUCAAUGGAACCAUGAUGACGAGAAACAAUUCUGGGCUCUUCCUACAAACAUCUCUAGCCUAAAUACCACACACGGAUUUGAGAGUCAAAUUACCCCUGUUGCUAUUUAGAAAUCGAUGUGAGAAUAUGAUUUGCCGAAGUUAACCAGUAGAAAAUGUCUUAACCAGUACUGGUUAACUUUGGCUAAUCAUAUUUUCACAACAAUUUCUAAAGUGACAGGGGUUGGCACUAAUUUGUGUGAUAGUGUGACCCUCAAAUCCGUGUGUGGUAUUGAGGCCAGAGAUGUUUUUUGGAGGAGGAGCCCCCAAAUUUUUCUUGCCACUGUGGUCUAGAAAAUGACAGGCGUGUUCUAAUGCUGCAUUCAUAACCAAGUGGGAAGGUAGAUAUUAAUUGUUGUGAAGUCAUAAAUACCAGUCGGAUGCAUUCACGUGUUUUGAACUCGUUGAGAAAUGCAGAUUGGCUAAUGGCCAACAAACUGCGUCAACUAUAAAUUAUAGUACAUCUAUCAUGCUCCUAUUAUAGUGUUAAAAAAACAUAUUAAUAGAUUGCUUUUUAUAAAUAAUGUUUAGUUGUUGCAUUGAACUGCCGAAAAUGCUGUAAUCGAGGUAAUUUCCUUCGUAGGUGACGUCAGACGUCAGCGUGUGGGAGAAGUCGAAGCUCAGGGAUGAUAGGCGAGUUUCCCACUAGUAACUACCAGUUGGAGGGGCAUUCAAGUGGAUUUUUCCCAGUUGUAUGUGGUAAAUUCGACCUUCCCAAUUGAUUAUGAACGCAGGGUAAGACCUGCCACCGAAAAGGCAUUUGAUAAAGUACGACUGGGGUUUAUAUAUAAAUGCCUGGAGCAUUUCAAUUUUGGUGAAUCUCUUAUAAAAUUGGUCAAAAUCAUGUAUAGUAACCCUAGGUGUAAAAUAGUAAAUAAUGGCUAUUUCUCAGAAAGUUUUAAACUGUCAAGAGGAGUGAAACAAGGUUGUCCACUAUCGGCAUAUCUACAGUGGGGAAAAAAAGUAUUUAGUCAGCCACCAAUUGUGCAAGUUCUCCCACUUAAAAAGAUGAGAGAGGCCUGUAAUUUUCAUCAUAGGUACACGUCAACUAUGACAGACAAAAUGAGAAAAAAAAUCCAGAAAAUCACAUUGUAGGAUUUUUAAUGGAUUUAUUUGCAAAUUAUGGUGGAAAAUAAGUAUUUGGUCAAUGACAAAAGUUUCUCAAUACUUUGUUAUAUACCCUUUGUUGGCAAUGACACAGGUCAAACGUUUUCUGUAAGUCUUCACAAGGUUUUCACACACUGUUGCUGGUAUUUUGGCCCAUUCCUCCAUGCAGAUCUCCUCUAGAGCAGUGAUGUUUUGGGGCUGUCGCUGGGCAACACGGACUUUCAACUCCCUCCAAAGAUUUUCUAUGGGGUUGAGAUCUGGAGACUGGCUAGGCCACUCCAGGACCUUGAAAUACUUCUUACGAAGCCACUCCUUCGUUGCCCGGGCGGUGUGUUUGGGAUCAUUGUCAUGCUGAAAGACCCAGCCACGUUUCAUCUUCAAUGCCCUUGCUGAUGGAAGGAGGUUUUCAAUAAAUACUAUUGUGGCCAUCGAGAUGUUAGCUAUUAAAAUCAGAUCCAACAAUAAUAUCAGGGGAUUAGAAAUCCAGGGCUUAAAAACAAAGGUGUCAUUGUACGCUGAUGAUUAAUGUUUUCUUUUAAAUCCACAACUAGAAUCACUCCACAGCCUCAUAGAGGAUCUAGAUACAUUUUCUAACCUCUCUGGAUUACAACCAAAUUAUGACAAAUGUACUAUAUUACCUAUUGGAUCAAUAAAAAAUACAAUUUUUACUUUGCCAUGUAGUUUACCAAUAAAAUGGUCUGAUGGUGAUGUGGAUAUACUCGGAAUACAUAUCCCAAAGGAAAUAAAUGAUCUCACUUCAAUAAAUUAUAAUAGAAAGUUAGCAAAACUAGAUAAGAUCUUGCUACCAUGGAAAGGUGGGUGCCUGUCAGUUUGUGGAAAAAUCACCCUGAUUAACUUUUUAGUAUCAUCCCAGUUUACCUAUUUGCUUAUGGUCUUGCCUAUGCCUAGCGAACAGUUUUUUUAAUUAUAUGAGAAAAAAAUAUUCCAUUUUAUUUGGAACGGCAAGGCAGACAAAAUUAAACGGGCCUAUUUAUAUAAUGAAUAUGAAUUCGGAGGACAGAAAUUAUUAAAUAUUAAAACAUUAGACCUAUCACUUAAAGCUUCAGUCAUACAAAAGUUAUAUUUAAAUCCGAACUGGUUCUCUAGCAAAUUAGUAAGAUUGUCUCACCCAAUGUUCAAGAAUGGCAUUUUUGCCUUUAUUCAGAUUACAACCACACACUUUCAGUUAUUUGAAAAGGAAAUAAUCUCCCAGAUAUCACUAUUUCUAAAACAAGCCAUAGAAAGUUGGUUGCAAUUUCAAUUUAAUCCUCCAGAAACGACAGAACAAAUAAUGCAACACAUAUUGUGGUUAAACUCAAAUAUACUAAUUGACAAAAAAACUUUUUUUUUUGACAAAAUGUUUAAAAAAGCUAUAAUCUUUGUAAAUGAUAUAAUCGGUAGGACUGGUGGAGUUAUGUCGCACAUGCAGCUAACAAAAACAUAUGGAAAUGUCUGCUCUACCCAAAAUUACAACCAAAUAAUUGCAGCCUUACUGCAAAAAUGGAAGAGGAAAGUGGAAGGAGGAGAAAGUAAGGAACUUGUCUGUCGGCCUUGCAUUAAAGAACAUAAAUGAUAAAUAAAAAGGUAUAUCAGUUUCAUUUAAGGACCAAGGCAUUGACAGCCGUCCCAUAAAGAUUGCAAAAUAGUUGGGAAGAGAUUUUUGACGUACCGAUCCCAUGGCAUAGUGUUUAUGAACUGAUACGCAAAAUGACACCGGAUUCAAAACAUAUAAUCUUUUAAUUUAAAAUAUUAUAUAAAAUUCUUGCUACCAAUAGAAUGUUAUUUAUAUGGGGGAUACAAUCUUCCAAGCUCUGCAGAUUUUGCUGCGAAGAGACAGAAUCAUUAGAUCAUUUGUUUUGGUACUGUCCAUUUGUAGCUUGUUUUUGGACACAGGUCCAGGAAUGGCUAAAGGAUUGCAAUAUUUACCUGGAGCUAACCCUGCAGAUAGCACUACUGGGUGAUCUGAAAAGUCAUAGUCAAUCGAUCAAUAACAUAAUAAUACUAUUAGCAAAAAUGUUUAUUUUCAAUUCACAAUCUGUAGAAACAAUGAGAAUAGAAAGGUUCAGAACUUUUGUAAGACAUCACAGUACAGUUGAAAUAUAUAUGGCAAAUAGAAAUCCUAUAUGGAUGGUGUUAAAAGAUAGAUGGGAGGUGUUGAAUGGAAUUGAAGGAUGGGACUAAUAACAACUAACAACAAACAAUAACAAGAUAACUAAUAAUGUAGGCACGCUGUGUCCAUAAUAAGUGUAUGGGUUGUAGAUUGGGAGCUUUUGUGAAGGAGCACAGUUAGAAAGAUAUGACAUAUAGAAGCAAACCGGAUGGACAUCAUGAAAAUGAUCAAAGAGGUUGAGAGUAGAAGAAGUUCAGGAGAAAGAACAAACAAAAUAUAAUGACUGUAAAAUUGACUGUGUCCAUAAAAUGUAGAUAGUGGGUAUGGGCUGGAAGUAGAGGCCUAGGCGUUGUUGUUCACUAGUUUACUUCAAGUGGGGAACGGGUGGCGGGGUUGGAAAGUAAUAAAGGGGAAUAUAUAUAUUUUUUAAAGGAUAUGUGUGUGUAUGUAUAUAUAUAUUAACAUGGGGGAUUGGAAGUGAUGCAGACAAUUACAUUGAUAGAAGUUACAAUCUAUCUGCAAUAUUAAGCUGAUCCAUUCCCCCCCCCCCCCCCCCCCCAAAAUAAAAAAGACCUGCCACUGACAGGCAAGCAAUCGAUGUUGUGUAAUUGUGAUUACUGUAAACAUUUAUACUAUCAUCACCAAUCUGAGGUGAAAAGGAUGUUUAUUUCCUGUAAAUAUUGUGUGGUGAAAAUCUUAGUCUGUGUAAUGUAGUAACACGUUCUGUCCACCAUAGGGAAAUUAGCGUAAUAUAAAAUAAUUCAAUAUGUCAAACUAAUUCAAUAUUUCGAUUUAGGAUGAUAGUAAAUUAAGCACACUCAUAGAUUUUUACAUACAUUUCUUACUACUUUAACCAUGGAGAGAGUUAAAAAAAUACUCCUAAACACAAUUUCACCGAGCGCUCUAGACUAGAGCUUCAAAUCAAAUCACAUUUUAUCUGUCACAUGCGCUGAAUACAACAGGUGUAGUAGACCUUACCGUGAAAUGCUUACUUACAAGCCCUUAACCAACAAUGCAGUAAAAAAAAAAAAAGGGUUAAGAAAAGAUUUACUAAAUACAAUUUAAAAGUAACAAUAACAGGGUGUACUGGUAUCGAAUGCGCGGGGGUACAGGUUAGUCGAGGUAAUUGAGGUAAUAGGUACAUGUAGGUAGGGGUAAAGUGACUAUGCAUAGAUAAUAAACAGCGAGUAGCAGCAGUGUAAAAAAAAGAAGCAACCUGAACCUUUGACGUCCCUAGUAAGGGGCGACGUGAACCUUUGAUGUCCCUAGUAAGGGGCGACCUGAACCUUUGACGUCCCUAGUAAGUGGGGACUCUCCAGCCUGUCGAAGUAAGGAAUCAUGACACCAAUGACAGCUGAAUGGCAGCACUUUGGCACAUGUCAGACAAAAUUAGAUAUUGGAACUUGGAGGAUUUUAGGUUAUUUUUAUUAUUGACCCUGGAACAUGUGAUCAGUUUUGACCUUGAGUUCACUUCUUUACCGCUUUAAAUCUUGAAAACAAACAGAUUUUGAUAUGACAGUAAAAUAGCCUAAACUACAAGUAACAAACAUACAGUAUAGACUGCAAGUGCACAAGCUGUAGGCAAGUUUUAGGGCAGGCCUGCGGUAAGUGAACUGAUUUGUUGGUGUUGGAAUUCAAUGUAAACUGCUUGUAUUACAGCCAGUCGUAUUCCCAUGCAGCAACAUUAAGUCUAAUCCCACCGUUCAGUUUACAGAAGUGACACAGGUUUUUACAGAUGCCAUUCAAAUGGCAUGCCGUUUCCCUACACAGAGGACCUACAGUAGCUAGUUCACACACAAGUCCCUGCAGUAAAAUGAAUUAAACUUCAUACCAAACAUCACAUGUCAAGUGUUACAUUAAAGUUCGAUAUUGGUGUCUGUCAGCUCCUUCCUGCAUGCCCAGGGUUGGUGUCAGCCCUUGCCUGCUCACUCUGUAACGGUUAGGUUUUCAGUGAGAAGGUCCUAAUCUUCUCAAAGAAGUGAAUUCUUCCCCUGUCCCUUCUUUUUGUCCAGGCAUGCGGUUUGUAUCUUCUACCUGGUCCUACGGGCCCUUGACACGGUGGAAGAUGAUAUGACCAUCCCUCUGGAGAAGAAGGUGCCAAUGCUGAAUGACUUCCACACCUACCUUUACCAGGCCAACUGGUGUUUCACUGAGAGCCACGAGAAGGACAGGCAGGUCCUGGAAGACUUCCCAACGGUCAGUGGAACCCCUGACACCACUGCGUACUAUAUAACCCUACAUAAAGUGUAAAAAACUGUUGGUCGCUAAAUCCGUCAAAGACUAGGAACAUGUAUAAACGGCUAUCUGGAGCUCGUCUGAGGGGUUGGCUUCUGAGUUGUCACCACUAGUUACUUAAAACUGAUUCAGUUAGAUCUGCAAACUAUAGUGUUGUCUGGUUAGAACAUUAUGUUGAGGCCCAUUACUUUAGACUUUUUCACCACCACAUGCGGACACAGCUGCUUCCAUUAGAGGUAUUUUAUGUGGUUCUAAAAAGGGAGAAACACUACAAUCUUGAGGACCCAUUACAAGAAACUAAGAUAAACACACAUGCAAUAAUAUACAAAGGUAGAGAGAUGUGUAAACAUGACAUAAUAUAAGCAUACUGGUGAUUGCAAUGAUAUUAACAGGGAUAUUUACACACUAGUGCUAAAUCUUAUUUAGCAGGCCUUUGGUGGCACUAUCAUAAAUAAUCACUGCAUGCGUGGGUGCCCAGAAGGGACUGGAACCUUCUAGAUGCUUCCAGAAUCUCUAUACUGACUUGCGCAAAUCACUACAGCAGUAUGUAGGCUAUAAACAUUGCAGCGAUAGCAUACAACAAUACACACUGGCAAUACAAUAAGGACCAGGCCUAUUGGCAUUCUAUAAAAGCACAUAGCAAUGAAAACCACACUGAUAGAAAAUAGCAUGCACGGUGUGCAUACAAACAUUCCUCUCUAAUCCAAACCAACAGUAGAGCUAGCAGCUGAAGGCUAGAAAACAACACUAACUUAUCUUAUCUACAAAGUUACACUGCACGAUAAGGUAACCAUAACUCACUUACACUGAGUAUACCAAACAUUAGGAACACCUUCCUAAUAUUGAGUUGAACCUCCCCCCUUUUGCCCUCAGAACAACCUGGAUUCGUCAGGGCAUGAACUCUACAAGGUGUCUAAAGCGUUCCACAGGAAUGCUGGCCCAUGUUGACUCCAAUGCUUCCCACAGUUAUGUUAAGUUGGCUGGAUGUCCUUUGGGUGGUGGACCAUUCCCGAAUACACAUGGAAAACUGUUGAGCGUGAAAAACCCAGCAGCAUUGCAGAUCAUGACACACUCAAACUUGUGUGCUUGGCACCUACUACCAUACCCUGUUCAAAGGCACUUAAACCUUUUAUCUUGCCCAUUCACCCUCUGAAUGGCACACAUACACAAUCCAUGUCUUAAUUGUCUCAUGGCUCAGAAAUCCUUCUUUAACCUGUCUCUGCCCCUUCAUCUACACUGACCUGAAGUGAAUUUAACAAGUGACAUCAAUAAGGGAUCAUAGCUUUCACCUGGAUUCACCUGGUCAGUCUAUGUCAAGGAAACAGCAGGUGUUCUUAAUGUUUUGUAUGCUCAGUGUAUAUUACACCCAAUAGCAUUUCCAACACUUACUUGUCAAUGGAUGCACAACACCUCAGAUAGGAACAGCAUGUGAAAGUCUGUCAGCAACACAACUAUUUGCUUCUUCUUUUGCAAUGGAAAAACAUGCACUAACUAAAGGUGAGCGGAGCCAGUGUCCUGCAGUGCAUCGAAGCUCCCUGAUUGGUUGGAUGAAUAGAGGUCUGAAGGGUGAUUGACAGGGCUACAGGCCAGUCCGGUUGAAUGAGCCUGCCUUUUUUACAUAAGGAUUACAUAACACUGUCAUAACAAUGAAAUAUGUAACAGACAUCAUACAAUGGGCAUCAUCAUGCUUUGUGUGUGUAUUUAAAUUAAUCUAUUUUCUGUUCAGAUUUCCUUGGAGUUCAGGAACCUGGGUCAGGCAUACCAGGAUGUGAUCUCAGAUAUCUGCCACCGCAUGGGAGUCGGAAUGGCUGAGUUUCUGGAGAAGAAAGUGGGCUCCAUGAAGGAGUGGGACCAGGUAAAUGUUACCUUAACAUUAGGCAAGCAUUAUACAAGUGUUAGACUAACAGCUCCACAUUAGCUGGUUAGUAACCUAGUAGGGCUGGGAAUUCCCAGGGACCUCACAAUACGAUAUUAUUACGAUACUUAGGUGGCGAUACGAAAUGUUUUGCGAUUCUCACGAUUCUAUAUGUAUUGAGAUUUGAUACUGUGAUUUAAUUGCGAUUCGAUGUUCCAAACAUUGCUCACCAAAUGUCUGCUGCAGAGACGAGAUAGCAUUUCAUCUGUCAUGGAAAUAAAAGUGUAAACAAAACAAAACAAAUUUGCUCCCUAUUUAAAAAGAUGGAGAACAAGCUAUGAAGGAAAAAUACUGGAGUUUUGGUGCAGGUACAGCCAACUAGCGCAAAAAUAAUAUUGUGUGAUAUUGUCAAAACGAUAGGAUACCAUAUAUUGUCAAAUAAUCUCCCGAUCUGUAACUGUAUCGACCCCCCCCCCCCCCCCCCAUCACUAUAGCCUAGUGGUAGCCUGAGGUGUAUCUAAUGACAAAUGAUAGCUUGAUGCUACAUGAAAGUCACUUAAACCCACUGAUUUCUUCACUUCACACCAGUCUGUAAUAGAUUUUUGAGUGCUGAAUACAUGUGUAUUAACAUUACCCCCCCCCACCCCCCUCCUCUCUCACUGUGCAGUACUGUCAUUAUGUGGCAGGGCUGGUGGGUAUAGGUCUGUCCCAGCUGUUCUCUGCCUCCCAGCUGGAGGACCCAGAGGUGGGCAGAGACACAGAGCUGGCCAACUCCAUGGGCUUAUUCCUCCAGAAGACCAACAUCAUCAGAGACUACCUGGAGGACAUACAGGUGGCCAGGGCCUUCUGGCCACAAGAGGUAAUUACACACUGUGUGUGUGUGUGUGUGUGUGUGUGUGUGUGUGUGUGUGUGGUUAAUGUGUGUGUUGCAUGUCCCUCUGAAGGCAUGGAGUCAGUUUGCGUGUCGUCUGGAGGACCUGGCAGAGCCUGAUCAGCUGACCUCAGCCCUGUCCUGUCUCAACCUGCUGGUGACAGACGCCCUGCGCCACGUCCCUGAUGUAAUCACCUACCUGGCACGCCUACGCAACCAGAGCGUCUUCAACUUCUGCGCCAUACCACAGGUAAAUGUUACCAUUGAAAUGUUACGUUUCAAAGUACAUUCCCACUGGAGAAAGCUGCUAGUUACAUUUCAUAUAACAUGUUUUCAUUCCUGGUUGUUUGAGUCAGGAUCCUCAGGAAGUAUUUUAUUUUGCUGUACUGUAUGUCUCAAUGUUGUCCCCCUCCUGUCCAGGUGAUGGCGAUAGCGACCCUCUCAGCCUGUUACAACAACCCUCAGGUAUUCCAGGGCGUGGUGAAAAUCAGGAAGGGUCAGGCCGUCACCCUCAUGAUGCAAGCCACCAACAUGGGCGCCGUGCAAAGCAUCAUGGCCCAGUACAGCCAGGAGGUGUGUGUGUGUGUGUGUGUGUCAUGUAUUCAAAUGUGUUUGUUUGUGUUAUUGUGCAUCUGAGUGUGUGUUCUUACUUUAUGUUUGUGUGUUUUCUGAUCUCUCUCCAUCUCUUGCUCUCUUUCUCUUUCUCUCUCGCUCUCUCUCUCUCUCCAGAUGCUACAGAGGGUGUCCCUGACAGAUCCAUCCCGGGACAAAACCCUGUGUAUCCUGGGUGCGAUCCAGGAGAGGACUCUCUCCCAAGCCACCCUGGCCUCCCGGACUGCCCACCUCUCCCCCAUGUACCUCUCCGCUGCCAUGAUCCUCGCCGCCCUCAGCUGGCAGUACCUAAGCACUACAGCCGGACAACCUCCAGGCACUGCUGACAUGCAGGGCCAUUGA
Messenger RNA from Coregonus sp. 'balchen', 10615 nucleotides. The record is from the annotation of a GenBank genome assembly. Lineage: Eukaryota; Metazoa; Chordata; Actinopteri; Salmoniformes; Salmonidae.